CGGUGCGUCAUGGCGCACGCGACGUGAGUGCGCCGACGACGCUGCCGUAAAGCGCGGCGCGGCGCGGCGCGGCGCGGCCUUUGCGGGGCGCGCGGCCGACGCCAUCAUGUAUCACAGCAGCACGCAGCGCCGGCACUGGACUUUCCGCGGCGAGGAGGAGCUGGCGCGCUGUCGGGCCGACGCGAGCCGCAAGUUCCGCAGCAAAGCGGUGGCGGGCGGAAAGGUUCAGCAGAGUGACCCUUUCCUGCUUGAGCCACAUGAGGAGCUGACAAUAUGCAAACACUAUGAGAAAAGGUUACUGGAUUUCUGUGCUGUCUUUAAACCUUCAAUGCCUAGAUCUGUGGUGGGAACAGCUUGUAUGUAUUUCAAACGCUUUUACCUCAAUAAUUCAGUGAUGGAGUAUCAUCCUCGGAUAAUAAUGCUAACAUGUGCAUUUUUGGCAUGUAAAGUAGAUGAAUUUAAUGUGUCCAGUGCACAGUUUGUUGGUAACCUUCGAGAAAGCCCUCUUGGGCAGGAAAAAGCCCUAGAACAAAUACUGGAAUAUGAACUACUACUUAUUCAGCAGCUGAACUUUCAUCUUAUCGUGCACAAUCCAUACAGACCAUUUGAGGGAUUUCUAAUUGAUUUGAAGACUCGUUAUCCAAUGCUGGAGAAUCCUGAAGUUUUGAGGAAAACAGCUGAUGACUUUCUCAAUAGAGUAGCUCUGACAGAUGCAUAUCUGCUCUUUACUCCCUCACAAAUAGCUCUUACUGCUAUAUUAUCUAGUGCUUCAAGAGCAGGAAUUAAUAUGGAAAGUUAUUUAUCAGAAAGUCUUAUGCUGAAAGAAAACCGAACAUCCUUAGCCAAGCUACUAGAUGGUAUGAAAUGCAUGAAAAAUCUUAUAAAGAAAUAUGAACUACCAAGGCCUGAAGAGGUUGCUGCUCUAAAACAGAAAUUAGAGAAGUGUCACAGCUUGGAGCUUUCACUUAAUAUAAACCCGAAGAAGAGGAAAGGUUAUGAAGAUGAUGAAUAUAUAACAAAGAAAUCUAGAAUGGAUGAGGGCAGAGACUCAGCUUCCAGAUUAAAUUUCUACCUCAGGCUAUGUGUUACCAAGGCUUUCACAAAUUACACUGAGGGGUAGCUUGUGCUGCAAAUUAGAAGACUGAAUAUAAAUGAGGUAGAGAUUUUGGAGGGUGCCUUAAAACAUAAUUAAGGUACUGCUUCAGGUGUAAUUUGAAACAUCUUCCACGCUUCUCAUUUGAAAAAUUGACUGAAAAUUGUACAGACUACUAAUACAUUCUAACGGAGGAAUAGUUUUUUCAAAAAAACCCCUUUUUUUAAUGGACAUCUCUUGAUACUGAAGAGCAGAAGACAUUCUGCAGCCUUGUGGUCUAAGACAUCUGAAAUAUGGCACUUACUUAUGAAAACUUGUGAACUGCUGAAUAGAGUUGUCAGUUAAAAUUUUAACCUUAAAAUGCAGGAUGUGUUGUAUGUGCUUUUAUAGGGGGUGUUUUUGUGUGGGGGUGUGUUUUUUGUUUUUGUUUUUUGUUUGUUUUGCAAGGCUCCUUGAAUUGUGUAAAUUAUCGUUACCAUGGUCAAUUUUAGUUACACAUUAUAGCACCAAACUGAAAAAUCAUUUCUAUGGAGCUAAGCUGAAAUUUAUGCAGUUACAAGACUCUUGAAGAUACGCUCUAAUGAAAUGCAGAAUCUCAAGCAUAUCUAAUAAAAAAUAUUUAAUACUGUAAAAAA
Dromaius novaehollandiae (emu) is the source of this 1728-nucleotide messenger RNA. Its product is annotated as cyclin-H. Gene Ontology annotation, biological process: regulation of cyclin-dependent protein serine/threonine kinase activity; DNA-templated transcription; regulation of transcription by RNA polymerase II. The record is from RefSeq and is a predicted model, not a curated record. Gene Ontology annotation, cellular component: transcription factor TFIIK complex; nucleus. Lineage: Eukaryota; Metazoa; Chordata; Aves; Casuariiformes; Dromaiidae. The transcript is spliced from 9 exons. Gene Ontology annotation, molecular function: cyclin-dependent protein serine/threonine kinase regulator activity. The coding region runs from base 107 to 1120 and encodes 337 amino acids.